UUGGUGCUAAAGAUGGCCGGCGAUGGAGGCGCUCUGAAGGAUAUUAACGAGAUCAAGUCGCAGUUCCGCACCAGGGAAGGUUUCUACAAGCUGCUCACGCUCUCGGACUCGCAGCAGCGGGCCGGGUUAGCGCGCGGUCCCGGUGCUGGAGGUGCCUCAGCCGGUGCCGCCUCGAUACCGGGGGGCGGCGGCGGUGUGGUACCGGGACCCGGCGGCUCCUCUCCGGCUUCGGCGGGCUUCUUGCCUCCGGUGCGGGUCUCCAUGGUGAAGCUUCAGCCGGAAGACCCGAGCGAGGAGUCCGAGCGUGUGUGCUUCAACGUCGGCCGCGAGCUCUACUUCUACACGUACACCAAUAUUAAAAAGGCGGUGGAUCUAAGUAAGCCUAUAGAUAAACGAAUAUAUAAGGGAACGCAGCCCACGUGUCAUGACUUUAAUCAGUAUUCAGCGACUGCGGACAGCGUGGCUCUCAUUGUGGGCUUCUCAGCAGGCCAGGUGCAGUACCUGGACCCCAUCAAAAAAGAGACCAGCAAGCUCUUCAAUGAAGAGAGAUUAAUAGACAAAACAAAAGUGACCUGUCUCAAAUGGCUCCCUAAAUCUGAGAACUUAUUCCUGGCCUCCCAUGCUAGUGGUCACCUCUACCUCUAUAAUGUGGAGCACCCCUGUGGCACAACAGCGCCACAGUAUUCUCUGCUUCGUCAGGGUGAGGGUUUUGCUGUUUAUGCUUGCAAAACCAAAACGCCUCGCAAUCCACUUCUGAAAUGGGCAGUGGGGGAAGGUGGGCUGAAUGAAUUUGCUUUUUCGCCUGACGGUGUGCACAUAGCUUGUGUCGGCCAAGAUGGCUGCCUACGUGUCUUUCAUUUUGAUUCAAUGGAGCUGCAUGGUGUCAUGAAGAGCUACUUUGGUGGCUUGCUCUGCGUUUCUUGGAGUCCAGAUGGGAAAUAUCUGGCUACUGGUGGAGAAGACGACUUGGUCACUGUUUGGUCAUUUGCAGAGAGUCGUGUGGUGGCACGAGGUCAUGGCCACAAGUCCUGGGUCAAUGUGGUGGCAUUUGACCCCUUUACAACCAGCUUAGAAGAAGAGGAACCAAUGGAGCUUAGCGGUAGUGAGGAGGAUCUCCACCAGGGUCAGGGGUCAUUAAAUUUUGGUCGUGUGCGAACCAGCAGCACUUUGUCCCGUCUCUCUCGACACAGUUCUAAAGGUGGUGGGCCAUCUGUCUCAUACCGCUUUGGAUCGGUGGGACAAGAUACCCAGUUUUGCCUCUGGGAUCUCACAGAUGAUGUCCUGUAUCCUCGACUUCCCCUUUCCCGUGCCCUCACCAACACUUUCGGCUCCAAUGCGCCACCUUCCAUUAGUGCAGGAUUGAAUAGCACGAGCGGAAGUGGAGGGGUUGAAGGUCACCAUCACCCUUCCAACACCCACCAGACAGCAUCAUUGCCCCUUCCUCUACCUCGCUCUCUCUCAAGGUCCAAUUCCCUUCCGCACCCUGCUGUUGCAAAUGCUUCAAAAGGCCAAGGGGGGACAGAUAGUGGAGGGACGGCAGGAAGCGGAGGAGGAAGCAGUGCUCCCUUUAGCAUUGGACGUUUUGCAACACUGUCGCUCCAAGAGCGCAAAUCAGACAAAUCCGCCACUGGAGGAGAAAAGGAGCACAAGCGUUACCACAGUCUUGGGAAUAUCAGCAAGAGCAACGACAAGAUCAAUGUAGCGCCGCGUAGCAACCGACUAGAUGCCUCUAAGGUGCUAGGAACAACAUUGUGUCCACGGAUGAACGAAGUCCCUUUGCUAGAACCUCUUGUUUGUAAGAAGAUUGCUCAUGAGAGGCUCACAGUUCUUGUCUUCAUGGACGAUUGCAUAAUCACUGCAUGCCAAGAGGGGCUCAUCUGCACCUGGGCAAGGCCGGGCAAAAUGCAUUCUUCUCAACCAUUAUCGACACAAAACGGAAACUCACCCAGUGGAACGGUGGUAUAGCUGGCAGCAAAGCUUUUUCACAGUCAACUGCACUGACACUUCCUGCUUCCUGUUUUCAGAGGCUUCACUUCCUAUCCUUGAGGCCUAGAGUUGGUCUGGCAGAGUGUUACCAAUGUUAUAACCCUGUCUCAUUUUCAUAACCACACAAACAUAAAACACACACAUGCAGCUUAUGUAAAGACAAAUAUACAAAGACGGUGACGCACACCACACAAGUGUAGAUACUCUUAUCUUCCAUAUCAGCUUCUCGAUACGUUCCUUUCACUUUUCCUAUGAUGGAAAGGAGACUGAGACAUUCCUUCCAUCACCCCACCCCCUCUACCAAAAGGGGACGGGGGGGGGGAACACUGCAGAUGCCACGGCCAUUGUAUCUUAUUUAUUUAUUUUAUCAUUGAAACUGUAGUAAUUUAUAUUGUACAUAUUCAAAAUACUCUAUAAAGGCAGAGGACGAAAUGUAUUGAAAUAACAAACUCAAAUAAUUAAUAUAUGAAAAUCCUAUAUUGUACAUAGUUAUGUUUGAAUGUCAUGUUUGUGAAACGUAGGGGAUCUAAAGAUUUAGCGUUUCUGUAUGCUAGUGCUCCCUAUGCUGUUCAGGCCAACGAUUGGGAUUUGAUGAAGUAGCUGCAUUCCUUUUAGCCUGAACUGGUUUCCUGGCUCUUACCGAACAUAGUCCUAAAGAGAUACACGUCCAACAAGGUCGACAUACCGAGCUAAAAUGCUACUAGCUUAAGUUUGCUAAAUAGCUGAAGCAAGAAUGAGACAUUAUUCACAAGCUUUCUCAAAUCUAAGCUUUCUCGAUAUUGCUGACUCCAGUUAUUGGAAUCAUUUUAUUCCAUCAGUGAAUUAAACUAGGCUUUGCAAAUUAACACAAGAUAAUUUGCCAGCUAGUUAAGCUAGCUAGCCUAAGAAAGAUAUUUGUCACUGUAGUUGAGUAACAUAUAUAGAACUAUUGUAGCAUCUACUAGGCAGCAUUUUUCUUACCUGCUAUGCCUCUUGCAAUAUUUUGCACAAAUGAACAGUUUUGAUUUUUAGCCCAUUAAACAAGCACAGAUGGUUUUCCAGAAGGUUGAAUGGUUGAGCUAGCGAACUGUGUGUGUGUGUGAGGGGGGUGAUUUCGAUUUUGAGAAAUGUAGAGCUGUAUUACUGAUUUUGGAUUAAUGUAACUCGGACUGUGGUGGUUUUCCUGUCAUCAUUCGUAUAGAGUGUGUUUUUCUUGAGAGCUCACGUGUUGAGAUAACUAGCUGUCUUGAUUAUGUUUGUAAUGUUUUUGUAUAACGGUGAGGUUUAUAUGUUGAUGUUUAAGGUAUUGAUUAAGCUGUGUUCAUUUAUAAGGUUUUGCUCAUUACUUUUUUUCAACGCAUGACUGAAGAAAAACUACCGAACUAGCCAGCCAUUUGUUCUUAGCUUAGCUAGGCAGCAGAACAGCUCUAUAGGGAGGACCACCACAGUCACCAGAACAGCUGUUGAGCUAGGUUAUGUGAUUAAUGAAACAUCAAAAAAUCAGCACUUCUCUUGGCUAGCAGGUUUCUCUGCAUUUGAAUGCCGUUUAAUAAGCCUUCAUCACCUUCCCUUGCCCUGUGUGUCGUCCUGUGUGUGAAUAUUGAGUUUAUAGUGGGAAGUGUAAUUAAAAUGGACGACGUUCGACAUUGACUGCGAAUGUAGUGUGGAUGAAAUGAUUUGCUGGGGGUUUUAUGCACUCUGUGUAUCCUUUAGCAUACUAACUAGCUAACACGGUGAAGCUCCAUCAGCUUUGCUUUUUACAUUUGCGAUUUUACCAAUUUGUCCGUCAUUUGGAUUGAACUCCAUUAGCUGACAUGCCAACCUUCAGCAGUCGUCUUUUCCUCCCCUGAUAAUGCCAAUCGAUAUCUGAAUAUCAGAAUAUGAAGUGACUGACAAUCAUGUAGGUGAUUUAAACUGAGACACCUAAUAUUUUGGUUGGCUGGCUCUUCUUGACUGCAAGAAAUUUCUAGUAUGUUCCCGCUUGAAAGAUUCAACACCCUCAAACAUUUACGAGAUCGAGCAGUGGAGGUUAAAGAAGUAUAUAGCUAACAUCUGCAAAGUAUAGUUAUUAGCGAUGUACUGAAAUGUGGCCAGAAAACAAAGCUAUUGAUAAACAGGAAUAAAUGUUGCACGUGUGGGACCAUUUCACGGUUUUGAGAAGAGAUGCUAGACAAGUGAUUUGUGAAGGCAAAAGUCUUGAAAAAUUUACUGAUCUGCAUUCCCCAGGCUAUUCCACUUUUACAGUUGGCAGAUCUGCAUCAGAAACUAAGCUUAGUUUACGUUGACACAAGUCAACUAGCAGUAACCGAGAGGCUCUUGAGACAACAUCAGAUGCAACGAUAGAGAAACGGAAAGAAGGUGUCGAAGGUGUGUUUAAAACUAGUUCUUGAAUGCAGGAUUAUUAUUUUUUCUUUGUUUAUUUGUUUUUGUUGCCCAAGCUACAUUUAGCUACUGAAGCAAAGUGUACAUUUUUUCCUGUAUCUGUUAUCAUUCCUACCUGCUGAAGAGAUGCGUUUUUCCAAUGUGACCACAUGUUUUAAUCCUUGAGUUACAUUCUGUACUUCUUUAUCCCUAUAUAUACAUAUAUAUAUAUAUA
Molecule: messenger RNA, 4561 nt
Organism: Hemibagrus wyckioides
Lineage: Eukaryota; Metazoa; Chordata; Actinopteri; Siluriformes; Bagridae
Product: WD repeat-containing protein 20
Exons: 4
Coding region: 13-1965 (650 amino acids)
Molecular function (GO): protein binding
Source: RefSeq, a predicted model, not a curated record